Messenger RNA from Anisakis simplex (herring worm), 678 nucleotides. The record is from the annotation of a GenBank genome assembly. NCBI's taxonomy places the organism in Eukaryota, Metazoa, Nematoda, Chromadorea, Rhabditida, Anisakidae.
AUGUUGAUUCCUUUUGCAGCUCAUUGUGCUCGAUUCUUCCGCAAUACGGGUUGGUGGUAUGACACAGAAAAUCUUUGUGGAUCAGCCGAUUUGAACGGCAGUCCGUAUAAUUGUUCGAAUAAACCAUCGAACAGUGAUCUGAUUCACUUUAUGAAAUGGAACGGUAAUCCAAUUAGUGCAUCACAGCUCUACUUGAGACCAGCUGAUUUCCCCGAUUACGAUACUGAAAAAACUACUACUGAAUUGUACAUCACCAUCAAUCCAGCAACAGUCAUGACUGCAACACCACCUGCUUGGAAAACGACGACCUCAUCAACAACACCACCACCUCCUGAAAGGAAAACGACUAGAUCACCACAAGAAACAAUUAGGCCGACCUACCCACAUAUGACUCCUGAAACUGAGGAGAACACCACUCAUCGCUAUCCAUUUAAGACAGGAGCAACUAAGUCGCCAUAUAUGACUCCUGAAACUGAGGACAAGACCACUCAUCGCUAUCCAUUUAAGACAGGAACAACUAAGUCGCCAUAUAUGACUCCUGAAACUGAGGACAAGACCACUCAUCGCUAUCCGUUUAAGACAGGAAGAACUAGGUCGCCAUAUAUGACUCCUGAAAGUGAAGAGAUCACCAAUCAUCGCCAUCCAUUUGAGACAGGAACAACUAAGUCACCAUAUAUG